Molecule: messenger RNA, 3951 nt
Organism: Agelaius phoeniceus (red-winged blackbird)
Lineage: Eukaryota; Metazoa; Chordata; Aves; Passeriformes; Icteridae
Gene: ABCB5
Product: ATP binding cassette subfamily B member 5
Biological process (GO): oligopeptide export from mitochondrion
Cellular component (GO): mitochondrial inner membrane
Molecular function (GO): ATP binding; ABC-type oligopeptide transporter activity; ATP hydrolysis activity
Source: RefSeq, a predicted model, not a curated record
AUGAAGGACUAUUCUGCAAAUUCCACAGAACAGAACCUCUCUGAUCCUGAAUCUGGAUACAAGGGGUGUGAUGAUCCUUCUUUCCAGCAUGAAGAACAUGUAGAACAAAUUGACCGGUCAAAGCCCAAGAAGGAAAUGAAGGAAGAUGAGAAGCCAGAGAAACGAAUGGUUGGCAUUCUUGAGUUGUUUCGCUAUGCUGAUGGGGUGGAUGUCCUGUUGAUGAUAGUUGGUUUGGUUGCAGCGGCUGCAAAUGGUACUGGAAUGCCACUUAUGAUCAUUAUCUUUGGAGAGAUGACAAACAGCUUUGUGCUAAGUGGCGUGCAAUCCAAUGAUACUUCAGUAAACAAUUCCAGCUGCCCAUCAGAUCCAGGUGUGGAUAUAGAAGGUGAAAUGACAAAGUUUGCUUACUACUACGUGGGAAUUGGCUUUGCUGUGUUGAUCCUGAGCAUCGUCCAAGUGUGGACAUUUUUGGUUACUGCUACAAGGCAAACUGCAAGGAUCCGGCAGAAGUUCUUCUUUGCAGUGCUCCAUCAAGAGAUGGCUUGGUUUGAUACUACCCAGAUAGGAGCACUGAACACCAGACUGACAGAUGACAUCAACACCAUCCGUGAAGGCAUCGGAGACAAGAUCAGUAUAUUUCUGCAGUUUUUUUCCACGUUUGUGUCAGGGCUCAUUAUAGGAUUCAUCUACGGGUGGAAGCUGACUCUGGUGGUUAUGUCAGUCAGCCCACUUCUUGCUGCAUCAGCAGCGGUUUGGUCAACUCUCCUGGCAUCCCUUACUGCUAAAGAGCUCUCUGCUUAUGCCAAAGCAGGAGCUGUGGCAGAAGAAAUUUUGACAGCAAUCAGGACUGUUGUGGCUUUCAAUGGACAGCAAAAGGCAUUAGAGAAAUAUGAUGCUAACUUAGAGAUGGCUAAACGUGUUGGAAUGAAAAAAUCCAUUACCACUAACACAUGCCUAGGUCUUUCACAAUUUUUUAUCUUUGGAUCCUAUGCCCUUGCAUUUUGGUACGGGACCAAGCUCACUGCUGAGGAUCCACAUUAUGACAUUGGCCGUGUGUUAAUUGUGUUCUUCUCUGUGCUUGUCGGAGCUUUCUCCCUGGGCCAGGCAGCUCCUAACCUGGAGAGUGUGGCCAAUGCACGUGGGGCUGCCUAUGAAGUAUAUAAGAUUAUCAAUAAGAAACGGCUCAUAGAUAGCAGUUCUAAGGAAGGCUACAAGCCAGACAAGCUCGUAGGAGAAAUUGAAUUCAGAAACAUCCAUUUCAGUUACCCUUCCAGACCUGAUGUUAAAAUCCUCAAAGGUCUAAACUUGAAAGUUCAAACUGGGAAGACCAUUGCUUUAGUAGGUGCCAGUGGCUGUGGAAAAAGCACUACUGUUCAGUUGCUGCAGAGAUUCUAUGAUCCUGACCAGGGAGAAAUUACCUUAGAUGGUCGGGAUAUUCGGACCCUUAAUAUAAAGUGGCUACGAGAAAAUAUUGGCAUUGUGAGCCAAGAGCCUGUUUUGUUUGCAACCACAAUAGCUGAGAACAUUCGCUAUGGCAGAGAAGACAUUUCUGAUGCUGAAAUUGAGCAAGCAGCCAAGGAAGCCAAUGCUUUUGACUUUAUAUCUAGACUGCCUGAUAAAUUUAACACCAUGGUGGGUGAAAGAGGGGCUCAGCUGAGUGGAGGACAGAAGCAACGAAUAGCUAUUGCCCGUGCCCUAGCAAGAAAUCCCAAGAUUCUUCUUCUGGAUGAAGCUACAUCUGCAUUAGAUACUCAGAGUGAAUCCAUAGUGCAGGCAGCUCUGGAUAAGGCUCGGGCUGGGCGUACCACCAUUGUGAUUGCUCACAGACUGUCUACCAUCAGGACUGCUGACACUAUCGCUGGAUUUGAGAAAGGUGUCGUGGUUGAGCAAGGGACACAUAGUGAACUGAUGCUGCAGAAAGGAGUCUACUAUUCCCUUGUAAUGCAGCAGGGUUGCACCAGUGAUGUUCAAGAUGAUGGCACAUCAGAAGAUAGUGAAGGCUCAGGAGCUGAGGAAUAUGAGGAAAACAUAAAUCCUGUGGAAGAGUUGACUCUUCAAAAUAAUUUUGAAAUCUCUGUGAUACCAGAGAAAGGCAGCAUACGAAGAAGAUCCAGCCGAUAUAAGAGCAAGAGGAGUUCAUCUAAAAAUCCCUUUGGAAAAAAGAAGAAACAAAAGGAGGUGGAGGAAGAAAAUCUCCCUGCUGUGCCUUACUUAAAAAUCUUGGCUCUGAACAAACCUGAAUGGUUCUAUGUACUGCUGGGAGUGAUUGCUGCUGCUGUCAUAGGUGCAGUCCAUCCUGCAUUUGCUGUUAUAUUUGGAAAAAUCAUUGGGGCUUUUCAAGAAAGAGAUCCAGAAAAAAGGAGUAAAAACACUGUAUUACUUUCUUUAAUAUUUCUUUUGCUUGGAGUGAUUAUCUUAGCAGCGUACAUAAUCCAAGGAUUCAUGUUUGGGAAGUCUGGAGAAACCCUAACAAUGAGACUGCGCUCUUUGUCCUUCAGAGCAUUACUUCAGCAGGAGAUUGGAUGGUAUGAUGACCAGAAAAAUGCUGUUGGUGUUCUACUAACUCGUCUUGCUACAGAUGCUUCCCAAGUUAAAGGCGCAACUGGAAGCCGACUUGCACUGAUGACUAUGACUGUCUUUACCCUUGUGACUGCCAUCAUUAUUGCAUUUGCAUACGGCUGGCAGCUAACUUUGCUUAUCCUGGCCUGCAUUCCUUUUAUUGUUGGUGCAAAUGCUGUGAGUGCCAGCUCUAUGUCUGGUCAUGCUGCAGAAGACCAAAAAGCUUUGGAAGAGGCUGGAAGAAUUUCAACAGAAUCCGUUGAAAACAUAAGAACUGUAGCUUCACUAACCAAGGAAGAAGCAUUUUAUGAAAGAUAUGCUGCUUGUUUGAAUCAUACAUAUAGAAAAUCUCUGAGAAAAGCUCCUUUCUAUGGAUUUACCUAUGGAAUAGCUCAAUGUUCAGAGUACUUUAUUAAUGCAGCAGUCUUCAGAUUUGGAGCAUGGCUCAUUGCUAAUUGUCUGACCAACUUUGAAAAUGUCUUUAUAGUCUUCUCUUCUGUCAUAUUUGCAGCUAUGAAUGUUGGGCAGUCUUCUUCUAUGGCACCAGACUAUGGCAAAGCUCGAAUGUCAGCUCAAAGAAUUUUUCAGCUUUUGGACAGAAAACCUCUAAUUGACAGUUACAGUGAACAAGGUGAAAAAUUGAGCCAUUUUGAAGGCAACAUUGAAUUCAGAAACGUCCAUUUUGUAUAUCCAACAAGGCCAGAAGUUCAGGUUUUGCAAGGACUUAAUGUGAAAGUUAAAAAAGGACAGACUCUGGCAUUAGUAGGAAGCAGCGGCUGUGGCAAAAGCACAUCCAUUCAGCUCUUGGAGAGAUUUUAUGACCCUGUGGAAGGACAAGUGCUAGCAGAUGGAUUUGAUACCAAAUCUCUGCAUUUACAAUGGCUGAGGUCCAGGCUGGGCCUGGUGUCACAGGAGCCCAUUUUGUUUGACUGCAGCAUUGCUGAAAAUAUCCAAUAUGGAGACAACAGUAGGGUGGUUAGUCAGGAGGAAAUUGAAGAAGCAGCUAAAGCAGCAAAUAUUCACGCCUUCAUUGAAAAGCUGCCAGAGAAAUAUAAUACACGGGUGGGUGAGAAAGGGACACAACUUUCUGGAGGUCAAAAACAAAGAAUAGCAAUUGCCCGUGCUCUGGUUCGUAAUCCUGCUGUUCUGCUUCUGGAUGAAGCUACCUCUGCUCUUGACACUGAAAGUGAAAAGAUUGUCCAGAAAGCUCUGGAUAACGCCCGGCAAGGUCGGACCUGCAUCGUCAUUGCUCAUCGCCUGUCCACCGUGCAGACAGCCGACAUCAUCGUGGUGAUCCAGAACGGCAGGGUGGUCGAGCAGGGCACCCACAGCCAGCUGCUGGCCAAGGAAGGACACUACUAUGCCCUUGUAAAUGCACAAGUCUCUAAUUAG